Molecule: messenger RNA, 618 nt
Organism: Closterium sp. Yama58-4
Lineage: Eukaryota; Viridiplantae; Streptophyta; Zygnematophyceae; Desmidiales; Closteriaceae
Source: the annotation of a GenBank genome assembly
AUGACCUGUUUGUUUGUCCGAUGCCCCUCACUCACCACUCCGAUAUCAUCCACACGCGCGCCUGCCGCGUGUGCUGCUGCGAUUGGCCCAUCCCGGAAAUGUCCAGGUGCGGUGCUGGAGGAGCUGCAGAGUGCGUGGAAAAUCAACUUCACAAACUGGGGUCCUGGAUGGGACUGCAGGGUUGCGGCUGGCCUCACGUGCGAUCAGGCGGGCAGCGUUACCUCCAUGCAAUUCUCCCGGCUUAUGACACCAUCCUUUCCCACGGUUAAUGUCACGCGCCUUACUCGCCUCACGGAGCUGAGCUUCUACGGAGUCAUCGAUUUUCCAUACAACCCACUCUACAGCAUCACAUGGCUCAAGUCGCUGUCAGUGGAGUGUGUUCCGGGUGGCGUUGCAGAGACCUUUCCUUCCACCAUUUCCAACCUCGCGCAGCUCACCAGACUGAGAGUGAAGGACUGCGGCAUGGGCACCAAUGGUGCCUUCUCGGUGCUGAGCUCACUCACCAGCCUUGUGGAUGUGGAGUUGCCGUCUAACGGUGUCUCAGACCUGUCACCGCUUCAAGGGCUGGACUACGCCAAGCUACAGCAACUGUACGAUUCCCCAUCGUUUGUAUUCUGA